GUCUCGAAAACCUCGUCGCGUAAAAAUGACGACACGCAUUUCAAUAUGGCUGCCUCGUAAGCACGCUCCUGUAAAAAAGUUAUAAGAGCUCCGUCAGCGUCCCGCAUCACCACAGAUCUGCUCUGCCACGGUGGGUGGGAUCGUAUCAGCUUGCUGCUGCCCUGCCUUCAAAGCCUGUCAGGGAUCCGUCUGGCCCGGUUUUGGCACCUUUUUGGAUAUCUGUUGGUCUCUGGAGUCAUGGCAGCGACUCGUCUGAUCCGACUACGUCCGCUGCUGUGCCGGUCCCUGGUGCCACCGCUCAUGUGUCCCCCCGUGGCCUCCGCCAGGGUCGGUGCCCCACCUCCGCUCCGCCCUGCCGCAUGGGCACGACUCUAUGCCACCAAGAAGGCUAAAGCCAAGGCCAAGGCACAGUCGUCAAAGGGGAACAUUAGCGCCGCCCUGGUGGAGGACAUCAUCAGCCUGCCUGACGUGAAGGAGGACAUGACAGCCGUUCUUACUGCGCUUCAGGACGACUUCACACGCAACCUGAGCAUCCGAACCUCACCAGGGGCUCUGGACCACAUUGUGGUGUCAACGCAAGAUGGGAAGUUCCCCCUCAACCAGCUGGGUCAGGUCUCCAUGAAAUCCCCUCAGAUCAUCCUGGUCAACAUGAGCAGCUUCCCUGAGGCUACAGCGGCGGCCGCCCGUGCCCUGAGAGAGAGUAGCAUGAACCUCAACCCUGAGGUGGACGGGACAAUCAUCAAGGUGCCCGUCCCCAAGGUGACCCGUGAGCACAGAGAGAACCUCGCCAAGACGGCCAAGCAGUUGAGCAACAAGGCCAAAGAGGCGUUGAGGAGGGUGCGCUCCAGUGCCGUGACGCAGGUGAAGAAGGCCAAGGAGGGACACUCGGAGGACACCAUACGGCUGGUGGAGAAAGAGAUUCAGCGGAUGGCGGACGACGUGUCGGCAGACAUCGACAAACACCUGGCGGUGAAGACCAAGGAGCUGUUGGGGUGAAAAACACACACGCAGACAAACGGAAUCAUCCAUGUUGAUAUUCAACAGCAGAAAUGUGUGGGGGGUCCCCCCGCCCCAUCGCCAUCUACCGGCCUGGCGUGCACAUUGCAGUGUUUGUACGAAGUAUAUCUUCACAUGAAGAAGGAAAUAGCUAGCACUCUUCCUGUCUUAAAAUAAACACAGCUCUUGGCGACAAAUGGCUUUUUAAUGGGAUUCGUGGGCUUCCUCCGUGGCAAACCUCUUGCCACAAGGGCUGUCUAUUUAGAUAAAACAAACGCACCCGGCUGCCAGCUUUUUGUCUUGGUGGAAAAAGGCCAACGUUAUGGUCAACACAAAGCUUUGCUUCACACGCACGCACACACACACACACACACACAUAGUACUAUUACAUCUCCAUCACAGGCUUAUUGAUGGACUCACAACCGCUUUGUAGUGUGUGUGUGUGUGAGAGAUAGAUGGCUUUUUAUUUUCUUUUUCUCCACUUUCAGUUUGAAGCCCCCCCCCCAUUAGUUGGAGUGAUAAUGGACUUUUCCUGUGUGCACGGUACCACAAUGGUCCAUUAGCGGACUUAACAAAGUGAAUGUCGCCGGCUAGUCUUUGUUUUGAAUUUGCACUUAGUUCCCGUUCCAGUUCUAAGUUAGUUAGUUUUUAUUUUUACAAAGGUAAGUAUUGGCAGGGAACUGACAUUAUUAAUUAUUAUUGUUAGUAUUAGUAUUAUUAUGUAUAAGUGGUAAGUAAGUAUUUGAUCCCCCUUACAAAGAUAUGAACAGUCCAGAAUUUCUAUGCAAAUUUGAUGUGCCUGUGAUAAGUCCCAAGUGUCUUGUAGGACCGGUCUGGUCUCUGCUUGGGUCUCCAUCCGUCCCCCCCGACGUGCUUGUUAAACCUUCAGACUGAGAGCACGGCUCCUUCUGGCCCACAGCACAGUGGCACCUCGGAGUUGUACCAUACCCCUGUGUCCAGUAAUGAAGGAGACAUUAUCAGACAUCUUUUUGGUAUGGAUAUCACACGGGCAAUAGGUCUGAAGAACCAGAUUUGACCGUCAAAGACCAGGUCUCCUGGGCGUCGCCUCCCAAACCACAUUGCACUGUGGCUCGGGCAUCUAGUCCGGAUGCCUCUCUGGGAGGAGUUCUGGGCAUGCCAUAAACAAGCUUGUAGACCUAUCCAAGACUGGGAUGGACUAUAAGACCAUGAACAAGCUUGUAGACCUAUCCAAGACUGGAAUGGACUAGAAGACCAUGGAAUGGACUAGAAGACCAUGGAAUGGACUAGAAGACCAUGGAAUGGACUAGAAGACCAUGGAAUGGACUAGAAGACCGUGGAAUGGAGUAGAAGGCCAUGAACAAGCUUGUAGACCUAUCCAAGACCAUGAACAAGCUUGUAGACCAAUCCCAAGACUGGAAUAGACCAGAAUACCACGAACAAGCUUGUAGACCUAUCCAAGACUGGGAUGGACUAGAAGACAAUAAACAAGCUUGUAGACCUAUCCAAGACUGGAAUGGACCAGAAGACCACGAACAAGCUUGUAGACCUAU
This is a messenger RNA of Doryrhamphus excisus (bluestripe pipefish), 2528 nucleotides long. It is a transcript of the gene mrrf, whose product is annotated as mitochondrial ribosome recycling factor. Gene Ontology annotation, molecular function: ribosomal large subunit binding. Lineage: Eukaryota; Metazoa; Chordata; Actinopteri; Syngnathiformes; Syngnathidae. Gene Ontology annotation, biological process: translation. The record is from RefSeq and is a predicted model, not a curated record. Gene Ontology annotation, cellular component: mitochondrion.